Messenger RNA from Polyodon spathula (Mississippi paddlefish), 1959 nucleotides. RefSeq names its product prohibitin (gene phb1). NCBI's taxonomy places the organism in Eukaryota, Metazoa, Chordata, Actinopteri, Acipenseriformes, Polyodontidae. Gene Ontology annotation, cellular component: mitochondrion; membrane. The record is from RefSeq and is a predicted model, not a curated record. Bases 26 to 919 code for a protein of 297 amino acids. The transcript has 7 exons. Gene Ontology annotation, biological process: mitochondrion organization.
GCAUGCGCCCUGGCGUGUGAAGUUCAUGUGUUCCGGAACAGCGUGCAGUGGAGGUCACUUUCCUGAGCCGGAUAGAGAGUGCUGCUGGAGGCUGCACACCAUAAUGGCCAAGCUGUUUGAGAGCAUCGGGAAACUGGGUCUGGGGCUGGCCCUGGUGGGAGGGGUGGUGAACUCCGCCCUGUAUAAUGUGGACGCUGGUCACAGAGCAGUGAUAUUCGACCGCUUCCGAGGAGUCCAGGACAUCGUGGUGGGAGAGGGAACGCACUUCCUCAUUCCCUGGGUUCAGAAACCAGUCGUGUUCGACUGCCGGUCUCGCCCACGCAACGUCCCGGUCAUCACAGGGAGUAAAGAUCUGCAGAACGUGAACAUCACGCUGAGAAUCCUGUUCAGGCCCAUGGCGGGCCAGCUGCCCCGAAUCUUCACCAGCAUCGGGGAGGACUACGAUGAGAGAGUGCUGCCCUCCAUCACCACGGAGGUCCUCAAGUCUGUCGUGGCUCGCUUUGACGCGGGGGAGCUGAUCACCCAGAGAGAGCUGGUGUCCCGGCAGGUGAACGAAGACCUGAUGGAGAGAGCCGCCACCUUCGGGCUCAUCCUCGACGACGUCUCCCUGACUCACCUGACCUUCGGGAAGGAGUUCACGGAGGCUGUGGAGAUGAAGCAGGUCGCCCAGCAGGAGGCAGAACGAGCCCGCUUCGUGGUGGAGAAGGCGGAGCAGCAGAAGCAGGCCACUAUCAUCUCGGCGGAGGGAGACUCCCAGGCAGCCCUGCUCAUCGCGGACUCGCUAGCCACGGCGGGCGACGGGCUGGUGGAGCUGCGCAAGCUGGAGGCGGCCGAGGACAUCGCCUUCCAGCUGUCCCGCUCCCGCAAUGUCACCUACCUGCCAGGGGGCCAGAGCACGCUGCUGCAGCUCCCCCAGUGAGGGGGGCCAGGCCCACAGAGAGGAGAGCAGCCCGCCAGGGAACCAGAUUCACCAGAGCGGGCCAGGCUAGCACCAGCAGACCAUUCCUGUGCUUUUUUUUUUUGUUUGUUUUUUGUCCAUAUACUUUGUCCACCCAGUACGAUGAUGUGGCGGUCUUUUGAUAAUACACAAUCUCUCUCGAUCUCCAUAAUAUAAUCAGCUGAUUUAACAUGGUUGCACUUGCAUAUUAUUGUUAAUUCUCCCAGGUGGGCUCUUCUACAGGUUUGACUGUAACAUAUUUAGUUUCCAGGCAUGUGCAAAGAAUACAUGAAAUAAUGUGUCUUGGAAGAGCUGAAAAGCAGUGCAGAUUGAAAAUGAAUCUGUAGAUUUGUGAGAGCGCCCUGGACUGACCCAUUGGCGCUGGGUGUGCCCUGCCUUGCCGUGUUUCAGCGUUUGGGUUUAGUCUCGCUGUCCCGCAUCUCAUCAUCUCACGCAGUGUUGCUGGAGACAAGCUGCACUUUUACUGACUGCAUACUUGGGUUUGGUAACCUCUUGGACUUCUGCUAAUGGAGUCAUUUGUACCCCCUGUUUUUAUAUUAUGUUUAGUUCAUCCAGGCAUAAAAAAAAAAAAUCCCUAAACUAAGUGAAGUCGCUUGAUUUCUAAAACAAGAUUUGACGAUAUUGUUUGAAUAUUUCCUGGUAUGGUUUCCGAUUAUUUGUCAGGUUCUGUGUUUAAUCCCUGAAUGAAAGUUAUAUAUAUAAAUUUGAAUCAUCUGCCACGUGUGUGCUGGUUUUGACGAGCGCCGGUCCGUGCAGCCCAGUGCGGUCGCUGCAUUACUAAUGCUAUGUCAAUACAAAGCUUCUUAUUGAAGGGUGUGGUUGGGCUGAGCUGGUGUCGCUAGUGGUUGGUACCAGUUCUGAAAUGUUUUCCUGCUGUUGCAGUGGGGCUGGUCAUAUGACCACUUGCGCAGCACUUGAACUGAAAACUCAUGUAUUUAAUUUUUUUUUUGUGGGGAUGGGUGUUGAAAUAUUGAGGAAUGAAAUAAAGAUGUGAAACACUG